This is a messenger RNA of Ustilago hordei, 4194 nucleotides long. RefSeq lists its product as uncharacterized. Gene Ontology annotation, molecular function: 3'-5'-RNA exonuclease activity; RNA binding. The record is from RefSeq and is a predicted model, not a curated record. The transcript has a single exon. Bases 1 to 4194 code for a protein of 1397 amino acids. Lineage: Eukaryota; Fungi; Basidiomycota; Ustilaginomycetes; Ustilaginales; Ustilaginaceae. Gene Ontology annotation, cellular component: P-body; exosome (RNase complex).
AUGAACCGUCAAGACAAUCAUCAUGAUCUCAAUGCGGUGAGCAACCGUCUCGCUGCUCAGACCGACCAUUUGCAGGGCCGCCUGCAGCAGCAGCUCAACCUCAGUGGUGUUGGCCAAGCUCGCAACAUGUUCGCUUCUCGACCCGCUGGUCUAGCAAGUCUUGGUGAAGAUGCCGAAAGCACCUCCGACGCCGCUCAUUCGUUUCAGCCUCAGUCCACUUUCCCUCGUCAGGGUGGCCCUCGUUUUGCAGACAACGCAGCUUUCCAAAGCGCCAUGGCUCGCCACUCCAACCAGCCCGGCAAUGCAAACAAUGCAUCUUCGGCUGACUUCCGCGCCAACUUGUCGCAUCAGCGUCAGUUGAGCCUUCAGAGUCGAUUUGCCGAUCUUGGCUACAAUGUUGGUUCCGGUCUCGGAAACACUCCCAGUGAGGCCGAUGACAUGACCGACGAUGGUGCCAGCUCCGUCGGUUACGGUGCAUCGGCCUUCGAUCCCACCCGAGGUCAGCGAGGACACGCUUCCGAUUUCAGCUUCGGCUCUGCCGGCAACGGCUCUCAUCGACGCACUGGCAGCGAAAUGAGUGGCUUGCUCUCCAACAGGGAUGGUCAUCCACCUGCAGCUAGUGUUGAUGGUAAUGCCAACUCGCUCUCGGCCCAGAGUCAGAUGCUGGCAGAGCAGCAGCUCGCACUGCAGCAGCAGAUCGAGAUGCUCCAGCUCCAACAGCAGCAACUCAUGCAGACCGGUACCGGCAGCGCUGGUAGCCCUCUCAACGGCGCCCACCACGGCUUCGGUGGGCAUCGCAGAAUUCAGAGCCACGCUCCUCGCUCCGGUCCUAUGGGUAGCUUCUCGACCGGCACCUCCUUCAACGGCGGUCUCAACAACUUUGCUACUCCUGCCCAGCCUGCUCCCCAGCCUUCCAAUCUUCCUCGAGGCCACGGUCGCCGUCAUUCGGUCAAUGUGGUCAACAAAGCCAACCAGCAACAGCAGCAACAGCAGCAACAGCAACUUCAGCAGCACCGCCAUUCGGAUGCGCACCAAACCCUUCAGCAGCAACGCGAGUCUCCCAAUUCAGACGCCAUGCAAUCUUCCGGUCCUGUCAUGCAGUCCAACCCUGACUUCUCUUUCCCGAGCACUGCCAGCGCCCUGCGCACUGCACAGGCUGCCUAUCAGCCCUCACAACCUACUGUCGGUCAUUACAGUCGCCCCUCUGCUCAGCUAACCGACCUCUCUCCGGACUACCUUAUGGCUGGAGGUGGUCUUGUCAGCUUGAACUCUCUUGGCAUGGGUGGUUCCAUGAACGAUCUCGCCGAUGGUUUCGGCGGUCAUCGUAGUGGUCACGGUCGUGGCAACAGUAUCCAGUGGCGAAUGAACGGCGGCGCACAGGCUGCUCCUCAGCCCGUCGACCUUGCACAGGCUCAGGCUCAUCUGGCCAUGCUCCACCAGUUCCGUGAGUCAGCUGCCAUGACUGGUCACUACCGUGCACCCUCCAUCGGUGGCGCCUUCAAUGCCAUGGGUGGCUUUGGCGGCAAUCAGUUUGGUGGCGGCAUGGGCGGACCCGGUAGCGGACCUGGGGCUGUUCAGCGCAAGGCUCUCUUUGGCAACUACCUUCCUCAAGGCACCCUCCCUACACUACUUGCUCACGGCAAGAUUGUCGUCGGCGUGCUUCGCAUCAACAAGCGCAACAGGAGUGACGCCUACGUCACUACCGAGGUGCUUGACAGCGAUAUCUUCAUCAGCGGUUCCAAGGACCGCAACCGUGCUCUUGAAGGUGAUCUUGUCGCCGUCGAGCUGCUUGACCCUCUCGAGGUCUGGAAUAUCAAAAAGGAGAAGGAGGAUAAGAAGAAGCGCAAGGAAGAGCAGAGCGGCCAGUCGUCUCGCAAGCCCGACAAGGCCAAGGAUGACCUUGAGGUGGAAGGCGCUCAGCUUCGACUCAUCGAAGACGAGGAAGAGACUGAGCAGAACCCACCUCAGCUUGCUGGUCACGUUGUCGCCAUUGUUGAGCGCUCGCCUGGUCAGCUAUUCUCGGGUACCUUGGCGAUGCUUCGCCCUUCCUCUGCUGCUACCAAGGAGAAGCAGCAAGCCGAGCGCGUCCAGCGCGAUGGCCCUGGCGCCCUUGCACCUGAAGUCAAGCCUCGUCCCAAGAUCAUCUGGUUCCGUCCCACCGACAAGCGUGUGCCGCUCAUCGCCAUCCCUGCUGACCAGGCUCCUGAGGACUUCUGGGCCGAGGAAGGCCAAGAAAGCUUCAACAGUCGUCUCUUUGUUGCUUGCAUCAAGCGAUGGCCAAUCACUUCGCUCCACCCCUUCGGUGCUCUCGUCGAAGAGAUCGGUGUCAUCGGCAACGUCGAAGCCGAGACUCAAGCUCUUCUCAAGGACACCCUCAGCUCGGCCACUGAAGUUUUCUCCGAGGGCGCUCUCAAGUGCCUGCCCCCUAUGCCGUGGAAAAUUCCCGAGAGGGAGUACGAGACUCGCAGAGAUUUCCGUUCGCUCCGCGUCUUCACCAUUGAUCCUGAGACGGCCAAAGACCUCGAUGAUGCCGUUCACGUUGUCCGUCUCGGUAACGGUCAGUAUGAAGUCGGUGUUCACAUUACCGAUGUUUCCCACUUUGUCAAGCUGGGCUCUAGUCUCGAUCGCGAGGCUCGCAAGCGCGGUACUUCAGUCUAUCUCGUUCAGCGCGUCAUUCCCAUGCUUCCUCCCACCCUCAGCGAAGAGCUCUGCUCGUUGGUGCCUGGCGUAGAGCGACUCACCUUCUCCGCGGUGUUCACCAUGAACAAGGACGCUCAGGUGAUCAAGAGCUGGUUCGGCAAGUCGGUCAUCAGGUCGUGCGCCCAGCUCGCCUAUGCCGAUGCACAGAAGGUCAUCGAGGGCGGUGAGCUACCCAAGGACAAGAUCAAGGAGCACAAGUCCAACGAGAUCGCCGAUGACAUUCUCAUUCUGCACAAGCUCGCUCAGAAGAUGCGCGCUCGUCGCUUCGAAACUGGUGCUCUUCGUAUCGACAACGUCAAGCUUAGCUUUAGGUUGGACGAGAACGGACUGCCCACCGACGCCAGCAUUUAUUCUAGCUAUGACGCUCACAGGCUCAUCGAAGAGUUCAUGCUUCAGGCCAACAUGGCUGUUGCUCAGCAGAUUGCUGCUGGUCUUCCUGAUCUUGCGCUGCUUCGUCGUCAUGAGAAACCGCUUGACCGUCGUCUUGAGGGCUUCUUGAGCCGAGCCAAGUCGAUGGGCUACGAGAUCGACAUUUCUUCUGGUGGUGCUCUCCAUCGCAGCUUGAGGGAGAUCAAAGAUGACAACGCUCGACAGGCGCUGCAAGCCCUUGUGACCAAUGCCAUGAUGAAGGCCAAGUACUUCUGCACUGGUAUGGUCGACAUUGCCAAAUACCACCACUACGCACUCAACGUUCCUCUCUACACUCACUUCACCUCUCCCUCCCGUCGAUACGCCGACUUGAUGGUUCACCGUCAGCUCGAAGCUGUGCUUGCCGACCAAGACAAGUUCCCCUUCGAUCGCGAGACCAUGGCCAAGAUCGCUCAGCAGUGCAACGUCAAGAAGGACGCCGCCAAGCUCGCCCAGGAGCAGAGCGCUCAUCUCUUCCUUUGCUUGCUCAUUCACGAUCUUACCCUGCGCUACGGUCCUGUUGUUCGUCCGGCCACCGUUAUGGGUGUGCUCGACGCUGCUUUCGACGUGAUCGUCCCCGAGUUCGGUAUCGAGAAGCGUGUUCACGUCGACCAAAUGCCGAUCGAGAACCACAUCUACGACGAUUCGCAGCACGCACUCAACAUCUACUGGAAGGACAACGUCGAUGUUAUUGCUUGGCUUGCUGAGACGUCGGAUGACGUUCACGUCAAGAAGCUGCAAGAGGUAGCUCAACAGCAUGCUAUGAUGGAGUUGACUUCUCAAUCUCAAACCGACGAAGCAGCUCUCUUCGAUGAUGAAGAUGGAGAAGAGACCAGUACAGCUGAGUUGAUUCGACAGCACAAUGUUGAGGCAGCAAAGGAAAGCCAGCAGAGAGCAAAGAGUUUGCAGAAGUCAGCGUUGAAGUUUGACGGUGUAGAUGAAAGUGGUAGGGGAGAGAGAAGGCAGAAGAUUAAAGAGUUGAUGCAGGUUCCGGUGAUUGUUACUAGUGAUAUAAGCAAGUCUCCUCCUGUGUUGAAGGUCUUUUCGGUCAAUCCCUUUGCUCAGGGGAGUCAUGGUAACAGUUAG